UUUAUUGUGCAUGCUUGAAUAAAUUCAAAUUGUUUAAACUUCUAUCAAAUUGAGAAGUUUUAGGGACACAACUAAAUAAUUCCAUUUAGAAAAGGUUUCAGUUAAUUUUGUCUUGUGCAGUGCAAUGCAGGAAUUAGCAUAUUGUAGACACAAUGAGCCUAAACAUUCAUUCUUCCUGGUUAAUUUCAAAUUCCACCACUACCAGCAGCUGGGAGGAAAGUGGUAGUAGGUUCUAGCUUUAAAACCAGUUCAGUACUGAUGAGUUAUUCAUUCCUUUUUUAUUCCUGCCCAAACGUCCCAUCUUGAAAGUGCAACAUAAGGCGACUCUGGGACUCUCAGGAGGGGAGGGCAGGCCACCACCACAGAGGGAGGAGGAGGAGGAGGAGGAAGGAGGGAGGGAGGGAGAGGGUUGAGUAGACGCGGCUGUGACAAAAAGCCGAUUACAGAAGGCCACCGAGUCCUCUGUGGCAAUUUCCAUCCGCUCUCUCCUGGUCAUUCGAGAGGAGGACACAGCUGCAGCUGAAGUUUGUGGGUUUUCAAGGAGCAGGAUUCAUUCAUCAUAAAAAGUUUUACAGGGAGGCGGCAACUUUUCUAUACGGGUUUUUUCCCACUUUGAGGCUUUCACGUUCCUUGCAGCAAUCUCCUGUCAUGUUACAUCAGGAACCUAUUAAUAAUUAAAUUUAACAAAUUAUCAGAAAGUAAAUGAAACAUUUAGGUCUCAUGACAAAUUAAACGAAAACUACACAACGUUCAACGUUUUUCCAGUUUAAGUGAAAAUUACCCAGAAAUGAAAAGUCCUACUAGGAGUAUAGAUGAUCAGAGAAGAACUGGAGAAAGCCCAGCUCACAAACCGGAGAUUCCCAGGUACCGCAGCUGGAGCAGCCUCCGCUUCUCCAGAUGGAGAAGCAGCUCCCAGAGGACAACCCCUCCAGGCACCCCCUCUCCAAAGACAGAAAAGAGAAGUGAUGUUUCAAGGACUCUCUUCUCCCUGGUCAAGACCCACAAUGAUGACUAUACAGCAGACCCAGAUGGCAUCCUGGAUGUGGACGGAGAGGCCGAAGGAGGCCUGGAUGAUCUCAUUCAGGAUCAGUCCACAUACUUCCAGAAGCAGUUUGGCUCCAUGCUUCAGCCUGGCGUCAACAAGUUCUCCCUGCGCAUGUUCGGCAGUCACAAAGGAGUUGCAGCAGAACAGGAAAGGGUCAAGAGCUUUGGAGUUUGGAUCAUUCACCCCUACAGUGAUUUCAGGUUUUACUGGGAUAUUGUGAUGCUCCUUCUGAUGAUGGGUAAUCUGGUCAUCCUACCUUGGGGAAUAACCUUCUUUGAGGACCAAAACACCUUGCCCUGGAUCAUCUUCAAUUUCCUGUCCGACACCCUCUUCCUCAUGGAUCUGGUUUUCAACUUUCGUACGGGUAUCCCGGGAGAGGACAGCCAUAUAAUUCUGGACCCCAAAGAGAUCCGGAUGCAUUACCUCCGCACCUGGUUCCUAGUAGACUUCAUCUCCUCCAUCCCUGUCGACUACAUCUUUCUAAUCGUUGACCUGGAGUCCCGCCACGAGUCGUCUGAUGUGUACAGAACCGCCCGCGCUCUCCGGAUCGUGCGUUUCACCAAGAUUCUCAGCCUGCUGCGUCUUCUGCGGCUCUCACGUCUCAUCCGAUACAUCCAUCAGUGGGAAGAGAUGUUUCACAUGACUUACGACCUGGCCAGUGCUGUGGUGCGUAUUGUCAACUUGAUUGGUAUGAUGCUGCUGUUGUGCCACUGGGAUGGCUGCCUGACCUUCAUGGUUCCCAUGCUGCAAGACUUUCCUCCAGACUGUUGGGUAUCUAGAAACAACAUGGCGAACGCCACCUGGCACAUACAGUACUCCUACGCCCUGUUCAUGGCCAUGAGUCACAUGUUAUGUAUAGGAUACGGCGCUAACCCUCCAGAGGGCAUGACCGAUGUUUGGCUUACCAUGAUCAGCAUGGUUGUUGGGGCCACCUGCUAUGCCAUGUUCCUGGGUCAUGCAACCAACCUGGUACAAUCUUUGGAUGCAUCCCAUCGCCAGUAUCAGGAGAAGUACAAGCAGGUGGAACAGUACAUGUCGUUUCAUAAACUGCCAGCAGAUGUAAGGCAGAGGAUUCAUGAUUACUACGAGCAAAGAUUCCAAGGCAAGAUGUUUGAUGAGGACAGCAUACUGGGAGAACUCAGCGAUCCACUGAAGGAGGAGAUUGUCAGCUAUAACUGCCGUGGCCUCGUCGCCAACAUGCCACUCUUUGCCAACACCGACCCUCACUUUGUGACAGUGAUCCUCACCAAGCUGCGCUUUGAAGUUUUCCAGCCGGGAGACUUUGUAAUCCGAGAAGGAACCCUGGGUCGGAAAAUGUAUUUCAUCCAGCAUGGCACCGUCACGAUUAUCCCGCGUGGCAGUAAGGAGCUCAGGCUCAGUGAUGGCUCAUACUUUGGGGAGAUCUGCCUGCUAACUCAGGGCCGACGGACUGCCAGCGUGAGGGCCGAAACCUACUGUCGUCUUUAUUCGCUGAGCGUGGACGACUUCAACGAGGUCCUGGAGGAGCAUCCUCUGAUGAGGAGGGCGUUUGAGAGCGUGGCUGUAGAGCGACUGGAUCGGGUUUCACGCAGGUCUAGUUACCAGCCUCCAACAGCUGAGUCUGAGUGACUGGCCCUCAAUAAAGAGAGAGAGUGCAAUGCCAGCCAGAAACAUGAAGCACUUUUUUUAAUGAUCUCCAGAAAAUAGCAGAACUGCAGAUGUAAAAAGUGCACAGUGAUGGACAUCCAGAGGGAGACCCAAUAUGUCGCACUUGGUUGGAACUAUAUUUUAUCACUUGAACAUUAAAAAUUAAUUAAGUUUAUGUAUAAUAUUUGUAUUUUAUUUCUGUUAAAAGUCACGGUAUCAGUUACAACCUGAAUGGACCUCUGACAUGGCUUUUUCUUGUUUUGUGUAAAUGAGAGGUAUAGAUCCACACUGUAAAUCUUGCUUAAAACCAACCAGAUAAUUCAAACAUUUGAAUUGCAUGUGUUUUCGAGCAGAGGCAGGCAGAAAGCAUGCACUGGACCUCAUUGACUGAAUUUACAUCUGCCCAGCACUGGUUUGAGACCACCAGAUGGUGAUGCAUCAUAAAGCUUUAUGACUCUACUGAUCCCUAAGAUCUGUAUGUUGUGUCACAUGGAGGUUAAUACCGAUGGGUGUAGACGAUAAGCUCCAGUGAUGUAAACUUUUACAUCACCCUAUCUUAUUUGGGUUUGUUAGUAUUUAUAAUUUGUUUCCAACCAUAAUAUGUUUUGAAAUGAUCACACUCACAAAAAAAACUCUGUUAUUACUGUACCACAUUUUUAAAGAUUAAAGCAUUUAAAUUCUCCCAAAAUAUGAUUAUUCUCAACCGCUCUUUACCCCUAAGAGGGACAGAUGCAGACAGAACAUUAAGUUAUUUAAAUUUUUCUCCUCAUUGGCAUUUAAUCGACACUUUGUUUACAUGCUUAAGGACACUGUUAAUAAGGUUUGUUUAGAUUGUGUUUUGGUUAAAGCAGGAAUUUACCAGAGUGGUGAUAAUAUUUUAAUUUAAACUGUAUAAAAUUAGAUUAAAUUUGAGGGAUAAAUUGUUUUGUACAUUUGAUGAAAAGAAUAAGUUAAGCUGACAGAGAUGCUCCCACAAACGUAUUUUAGACCUCCUCUGAUG
Molecule: messenger RNA, 3671 nt
Organism: Girardinichthys multiradiatus
Lineage: Eukaryota; Metazoa; Chordata; Actinopteri; Cyprinodontiformes; Goodeidae
Gene: hcn3
Product: hyperpolarization activated cyclic nucleotide-gated potassium channel 3
Exons: 7
Coding region: 788-2653 (621 amino acids)
Biological process (GO): transmembrane transport; potassium ion transport
Cellular component (GO): membrane
Molecular function (GO): voltage-gated potassium channel activity
Source: RefSeq, a predicted model, not a curated record